This is a messenger RNA of Bombus pyrosoma, 1793 nucleotides long. RefSeq names its product iduronate 2-sulfatase (gene Ids). Gene Ontology annotation, molecular function: iduronate-2-sulfatase activity. The transcript is spliced from 8 exons. NCBI's taxonomy places the organism in Eukaryota, Metazoa, Arthropoda, Insecta, Hymenoptera, Apidae. The record is from RefSeq and is a predicted model, not a curated record. Bases 135 to 1742 code for a protein of 535 amino acids.
UUGAAAUAUUUUAUUUCUUACACACAAAAGACUGUAUAUGAUAUAUACAUAUAUUGUAUAUAUAUAAUCUAAUCUCAAUUUGAACAAAAUUACCCUCCAUACUGCUAUCAUUAUAUCUUUUAGUGUGAUUUACUAUGUUUGUUACGUUAUGGUUUAUAAAUUUAAUCGUUUGGUGUACAGCUCAGAAACAAAAUUUUCUUUUAAUAAUCGUCGAUGAUUUAAGAACUGCUUUAGGAUGUUAUGGUGACGCUAAAGCGUAUACGCCAAAUAUAGAUCGUUUAGCGACAGGAGCUGCCAUUUUUUCUCAAGCAUUUGCUCAGCAAGCAUUGUGUGCACCAAGUAGGAAUUCAUUUUUAACAAGCCGAAGACCAGAUACACUUCAUCUUUAUGAUUUCUAUAGCUACUGGCGAAAAGAUAUUGGCAACUUUACAACAUUGCCCCAACAUCUAAAAAAUAAUGGAUAUAUUACUAAAUCAGUGGGAAAAGUUUUUCAUCCAGGAAUUAGUUCAAAUAAUUCUGAUGAUAGCCCUUAUUCAUGGUCAGAAACUCCCUUUCAUCCAUUUACAGAAAGAUAUAAAGAUGCUCCAAUAUGUCAAACAAAUAUACAGAUGCUGCCUGCACAAAAUCUUUUAUGUCCAGUUAAAGUUUCAUCAAUGCCAAAUAAAACAUUACCAGAUAUAGAAAUAUUGAGGGAAGCUAAAACUUUUCUAUCUAAUCAAGCAGGAAAUAGUAGUCCUUUUUUUUUAGCAGUUGGAUUUCAGAAACCACACAUACCAUUUAAAUAUCCAAAAAAAUAUUUAAAAAAGCACCCCUUGCACAAAUUUGAAGUACCUAAACCUUAUAAAUGGUCAAAUAAUGUUAGUAGUAUUGCUUAUAAUCCUUGGAAUGAUUUAAGAAAAAGAGAAGAUAUUGCUGCUUUGAAUCUUAAAUUUCCAUGGGAAAAAAUACCAAAAAGUUUUGCUCGGUUAAUUAUUCAAUCAUAUUAUGCAUCUGUAACAUAUAUUGAUGAUUUAAUUGGUACAUUAAUAAAUCAUUUGGAAAGGUUGUCAAUUCGAGGAGAUACUACUAUUAUAUUAAUGUCUGAUCACGGCUGGUCACUAGGAGAGCAUGCAGUAUGGGCAAAAUAUAGCAACUAUGAUGUUGCUUUAAAAGUACCAUUGAUAGUAUCAAUACCUGGGCUUACAUAUGAAAAACUAAAAGAAAAUACAAGCGUAAAUAAUUCGUCAAAAGGGAAUCAGAUAUUUAUAGAUUCAAUAGUAGAAUUAGUUGAUAUUUUUCCAACAAUUGCAGAUUUAGCAAAUAUCUCAAUACCUAUUUGUUCAACUGAAAGUACGCAAAUUACCUGCAGCGAAGGAAUUACUUUUAUACCACUUAUAAGAGCUGCUUUAAAAGACGAGCUAAUAUUAUGGAAAAAGGCGGCUUUUGCGCAAUAUCCAAGACCAAGCAUUGAACCUUCGAUACAUCCAAAUAGUGAUGAACCACGUUUAAAAGAGAUUAUAGCAAUGGGGUAUACUCUAAGGACAAAUAAAUAUCGUUAUAUAGCAUGGUUAUCAUUUAAUCCUAAAACUAUGUCACCAAAUUGGAACAAUAUCAUUGCAGAGGAACUGUAUGAUUACAGUUAUGACAAGGGUGAAAACCAAAAUGUAGCAUUUCUUGAAGAAUAUGCCAAAUUAAAGGAAAAAUUAAAAAUUUUAUUGCAACAUGGUUGGAGAAAUAUUUUAUCAGCUAAAUCCAAUUUUUAAAUUAUAAUUAUACUUGUUUAAUUAAUUUAUUAUCACUUUACAUACAUUUGC